Danio rerio (zebrafish) is the source of this 4853-nucleotide messenger RNA. NCBI's taxonomy places the organism in Eukaryota, Metazoa, Chordata, Actinopteri, Cypriniformes, Danionidae. The record is from RefSeq and is a predicted model, not a curated record.
GUCGCAAAGCCUAUUCACUCCUGCCGAAGAACGACGUGCCGUGUUCCAGUUUUGUUGGUCGAAGCUAACAGCAAAAUGUUGCUGUCAUUUGCUUGUUUUUUGACGUUAUUAUCAAGUUUUGUCGGACAACACGUCACGUUUGCAUUGCAGGACGUUACUAGCGAUUUAUUUGGCCAGGAAAACAAUGGUACAGUAGCGGCUUUCGGUGACUUUAACUCUGAUAAACAGACUGACAUUUUCAUCAUCAGGAAGCAAUCUGAGCUGUUGAUUUUCUUGGCUGAUCUUAAAGCACCUUAUUUCAAACCUAAAGUCCAUCUGACUAAAGAGGUUUUCCCUAGUGACUUCAUCAUAAGCAGUGUGGUGCCGGGUGAUUACGAUGGAGAUUCUCAGAUGGAUGUGCUUCUCACUGGCCACUUAAAUGGCUCCCCUUUACAAACAAGCGUCUUCGUCUUCUGGGGACGUAACCAGACUUUAGACCAAAAUAAAAAGGAGAAGCUGGACAAGAUCUUUACUGAUCAGCCUCUUGUAAUGGACUUUGAUGGGGACAUGAUCCCAGAUAUUUUUGGAACUGUGGAUGGCUCGUUGGAGGUUUGCUAUCUAAAGGCGAGACAACAAAGAUGUGAGAAGGCUCUCAACUCCACAGUUGCAAUGCGCAUCCCUCAUUCCCAUGCUUUCAUCGACCUUAACAAGGACUUCACUGCUGAUUUGUUCCUCACCACCACAUCAAAUGAAUUCGAGACCUGGAUUAAUAAGGAUGGGAACUUCACCAAAGCCCCGUCUGGACCUUCUCUGGAGAAUGUGAAGAGAGUGGGUCAAUCUGCAUUCGUAGACUUCGACGGUGAUGGCUUCCAGGACCACCUGUUGCCGGUGUGUAUGGACGAUGCGUGUGCUAAAAGUGCAAUAUACCUGGCCAGGCCUGGGGGGACAAAGUGGGUGCCUGUGUUGAUGGACUUCAAGAGGAAGGAUUCUGUGUGGGGUUUUGUGCCCGCUCCAGAAAAGCCCACUUCGGAAGAACUGCGAAUUCCCAUCACCCUGCACCUCGGAGACUACAACUUGGAUGGCUUUCCUGAUGCCCUUGUGAUCCUCCGUAACACCAGCGCCAGUUCACAGCAGCAGGCGUUCCUGCUGGAGAACGUGGCUUGUAACGACGCGAGCUGUCAGGAGGCUGAACGCAUGUUUCGUGUGCAUUGGGAGCAGUCGGACCUCAGUGCAAUCCCCAGGGCUGUUGUGGCCACUUUUUUUGACAUCUAUGAGGACGGUAUAUUAGAUAUGAUCGUGCUCAGCAAGGUGGAAGGGAAAGAAGAACUCGUCAUCCACGCUUUGAAGAACAACUUUGAGGCCGACGCGUAUUUCGUGAAAGUCAUCGUGCUCAGUGGCCUGUGCUCCAAUGACUGUCCAGAAAAAGUCAAGCCCUUUGGUGUGAACCAGCCUGGCCCGUAUGUCAUGUACACAUCGGUGGACUCGAACGGUUAUCUAAAGAACGCUUCUGCGGGGCAGCUCAGCCAGUCUGCUCAUCUGGCUCUCCAGCUGCCCUACACCGUGCUCGGUCUGGGGCGCAGCGCCAACUUCCUGGAUCACCUGUUUGUGGGCAUCCCCCGGCCCCCUGGAGGGAAGGAUGUGAGGAAGCAGGAGUGGACUGCUAUUAUUCCUAACUCCCAGCUCAUCGUUAUACCAUAUCCACAAAAUGAACCUCGCAGCUGGAGUGCAAAGCUCUACUUAACCCCGAGUAAUAUAGUCUUAUUGACAGCGAUAGCACUGAUUGGCGUGUGCAUCUUUAUUCUCGUCAUCAUCGGGAUACUGCACUGGCAGGAGAAGAAAGCUGAUGACCGGGAGAAAAGACAAGAGGCCCAUCGCUUCCAUUUCGACGCCAUGUGAGGGAAUUGAGGGUGAACGUUGAGAAGAUGGGGUCCGCUUUUCAUUUGUUGUUUAUUUAAUUAUUUAUUUUGGUUCUUUUUUUUCUGCACUGGAGCAUUUUUCGUGCAUUUAAUGAUCAGAGGAAUCAAUCUAUUUAAAUGCAAGUUGUUUGAAGAGUAACGUGCCUGUAUUGACAUCUGAAGAGAAGGUGGCAUGUUUCCGUCGAGUUUGUUUACAUCAGGGGUGUCCAAACUCAGUCCUGGAGGGCCGGUGUCCUGCAUAUUUUAGUUCCAAUUACAAUUAAACACACCUGAAGCAGCUAAUCAAGCUCCUUCUAGGUCCUCAGAGUAAAAAUUACUCAGUUAAGAUGGUAUCUGGUUCCUCUUUAAAUUGAGUAAAAGUUACUCAGCAGCAGAGUUAAAGGUAAUGAGUCGAUGAAGGAAUUAAUUAGGUGAUAAUCGAGCACUGAUGACGAACACCUGCUGUUAAUAUGCAGAAAUACAGAGGAGAAACACAAAACUUCAGCUGACUUCAAACAGCAGCUUCACUUAUUACUAACCUGUUUUACUUUAUUUCUUUCAGAUGUCCACAAAAGUCCAUUUGAGAUUUGUUGACAAUUAUCUGUUUUAGUUAUUUACAUUUUCCACAAAAAAAAACAAUAUUCAUUUUUUUUUCGAUGUCACCAUCGUGGAGAAAAAUGGUUGAUUUACUUUUGUAAUUUUUUGGGCUGUUUGAUUCUAAUAUUCGUUUUUCUUUGAUUGCUAUGACAAGUACAAAGACAGUAAAUAUGAUUAGAUGAACUGAUCCUGUAUUACUUUUGUUAAGUUAACUUUGCAUCAUGUCUAACUUUGCAAAUUAUGUUUAAGUUACGGUUUAUCAUAUGAGAGAAAUGUCAGUGUUUUUUAAGAGAAUGGACCUCAGCUGUGGUUUUAUAAAGUUUUUAAACACACUGAGCAUCUGAAUCACUUUAGAGACACAGACAUCAAUAAUCAGCAUGUGCAUCUCAACAAUGGUUUAAUAUGUAUAUUUUUUUUUUAUUAAGAGAAUCGUACAAAAUUUAUAGUAUAGUUCCCAGCAUGCACUGCAGAAAAAUACACCCUCACCAUAGUUGAGAAGCAUACUUUUCUCCUCAAUGGUGACAUCUCAAAACACAAAAAGUGUUGUUUCUUUAUUGCUGUAGUAAAAAAAUUAUAAUGUUAAUUCUUAAUAAUAUCACUAUUUGGAAUUUUGUAGAGUCCGGCAGAAAUAAGGGCAAACAGGUUGGUAAUCUGUAAAGCUGCUGUUUGUGGAAUUGCUUAAUGAUCCUCUGCUGAGAUUUUGAGAGAUUUGAUGGGUUUUAUUUCAGUUGAUUUCAUCUACGGCUGUGACUGAAGUCAGUUGUAGUUUUGUUUCUGCAUAUUAACAGCAUGUAUUCAUUAUCAGUGCUUAAUUAUCACUCAAUUAAUUCCUUCGUUGACUCAUUAACUUUAACUCUGCUGCUGAGCAACUUUUAAUGAGUUUAAAGAGUGACCAAAUACUUUCUGAGUCAAUUAUCUUCAGAGGAUUUUGCUGUGUAGAAAUUUCCAGGCAGGUGUGUUAAAGGAAGUUUAAGCUAAACUGUGCAGGACACCGUCCCUCCAGGACCUAGUUUGGACACCUUUGGUUUACAUGAUCCGUAUGCUGAUGAUACACUGGGCAACAUUUUGAGGAAUGUUGCUGUGCAACUUUGGGAAAUGUUGCCAUCAAUUGGCAACCAGAUGGUCAAUUAAUUAAGCCAAUGAGAAACCGAUACAAUAUGGGAACCUAUUCUCAACAGGAAAGCAGCCAAGCAACCAUUCUCAUCAACAUUGCUCAAAAUGUUGCCAUGUGAGUUUAUCAUCAGAAUUAAAGCAUUAUAGUGUUUGCACAUUGGCGAGAAAUGAAAGUGUUGCCAUUUAUUUCCACUUUGGUUUGGCAUAAACAUGUUAUUUUAAAACUCUUUCCGUGCUGUUAAAGUAACAGAGAAAUGUCAAGCAGGCAGGAACAGAACCAGUAAUUUUCUCUCUUUGUCUUGUUUGUUUUAAGUUUCGUGUUGUGUGUUGUGUGUUUUGAAGGACUUAAUUAGUUGUCGGCCUUUCUGUGUAUGGAUGUGACUGCGUGAUAGUUCUUUCACUUCACUCAACCCAUUAACUAAACAAAUGCUUUGAAUCUAAGCGCUAAAUGAGGCUCUCUUUUAACAAAGGUGUCCUUUGUAAACUGACUGUAUCAAACAUUUAGCUGUAUGGAACCAAAAACGGUUAUUAAUCACUCUUCUGUGGUAAAGAAUUACUUUAACAAUCAACACUCUGUGCCAACCACUUCCAAAUGGUUCCCUGGAAAGUUCAGCGCUUCUAUAGGAUGUCAAGUCUCCACAACCUAAUUGCUCAUUGUGCUCUGUUUCUGCAUGCACUGCCCUCUAAAAAUGUCCCCUGUGUCUGUCUUCCUUCUGAUUGUAAAGGCACUGUUAUCAAUACUUAAACUGGGUGGUUUUUCCAUAGUCACUGAUGCCUUUAGGUAUUUUUCCUUUAUUUCAAAGUGGUGAUAUUUAUUUCUUUUACCUGUUUUUUUUUUUUUUAAACACUGGAAAUUAAUUAUGAGCUGCUGAAGAAUGUUCAAUGUGAAGGCUUUUGUUCUUAGCUGUAAAUAUCUGACAGCUGCUCUGAUCCAUGCAAUUAUUUAUAUGCUAAUUUCCUUUACCUUUAUAUGGUGUUGUUAUGGUGCAAUAUAUGCACAUUAAUUAAGUGGUUUCGAGUCAGAAUCAAUUGUAAAACCACCAAUAAUGCAACUGCGCACUAGACUAGCAUGUAAAUUGGCAUGCAAUUCUUGCAGAUGGUUUUCACAUGUUGUUUCUGAACAGGUACAUAUUGGUCCUAACAGGUUGUACAUCUGUGCUUUCUUUUAAUUAUUAAUGAACCACUCUCAACAUGUUCUUGGUUGCCGUUUGUCACUAGAUGUCUUUUUGAAUGUUGUAUUGAAAAUAAACAUGACCAAAUGCUUUAUUA